Messenger RNA from Mercenaria mercenaria, 3572 nucleotides. Its product is annotated as heat shock 70 kDa protein 12B-like. Bases 95 to 1849 code for a protein of 584 amino acids. The transcript is spliced from 5 exons. Lineage: Eukaryota; Metazoa; Mollusca; Bivalvia; Venerida; Veneridae. The record is from RefSeq and is a predicted model, not a curated record. Gene Ontology annotation, molecular function: ATP binding; ATP-dependent protein folding chaperone.
CAUUGAUCCUAAAAGCGGACGUAUAGUAUCUACUUAUAAAUUCAAAUAUGUAAUUUCGUUUCAGAGAAGGAACUAUUCAGACAGUGCUUACAAGAUGUCAGUAAAAGCAUGCAACUCGGGUGACUACUUACUUGUUUGUGCAAUCGACUUUGGAACGACAUUUUCCGGAUAUGCGUUUUCCAUGAAACAUGAUUACAUAAAAGACCCUCUAAAUAUAGCAACAAAUAAUUGGAUUGGUCAGUCGCUAAUUUCACAAAAAGCACCAUCGACUGUACUUUGUCGUCCAAAUGGCGAUUUCCACUCUUUUGGUUAUGAAGCUGAGGGAAAAUUCUGCGAUCUAGCAAAUGACGACAAACAUCAUGGUUGGUUUUUCUUCAGACAGUUCAAGAUGAUAAUGCAUUCACAAAAGGAACUUAAACGAGCGACAUUGCUGCACGACCAUGAGGGUAAGAGUAUGCCGGCACUGGACGUGUUUGCUAUGUGUUUACGGUACAUCCGGAAACAUUUGUUAGACGCCAUUGACAAACAAGGGAUGUCUUUAAAAGACAAUGAAGUAGUCUGGGUGAUCACGGUUCCAGCUAUUUGGUCUGAUCCUGCUAAACAGUUUAUGAGGGAAGCAGCGGUGCAGAGUGGAAUAUCAAACGAGCACCUGAUACUUGCACUCGAACCAGAAGCUGCAUCUAUUUAUUGCAAAAGACUACCUAUAGACAGAUUAGCUGCGGGAUCAACAUUACCAGGAUUUAAUCCAGGAAUUACUUACAUGGUUCUUGACAUUGGAGGAGGUACAGCUGAUGUCACAGUACAUAAAAUUCUUUCUGAUGGUUCUUUAACUGAGCUACACAAAGCCAGUGGAGGUGCUUGGGGUGGAACAAGGGUUGAUCAGGCAUUUCGAAUGUUUCUGAAAAAGACGUUUGGCUCUAAAGUCAUGAAAAGAUUUGCAGAAGAAUUUCAUAUAGAUGAUUUUGACCUUUCCAUGGAGUUUGAAGUGAAGAAGAGAAGAAUAAGCCUAGAAAACACAAGCGAGAUAACAGUACGUAUUCCUGUCAACCUUAUGGUUUUGUUUAAGGAAGAGACGAAAAGACCUAUUAAUGAUAUCCUGAAAAGGAAUGGUUUCGACGAUAAAGUGACAAUAAAGGGAGACAAGAUGCGAAUAGAUGCAAACAUCUUCCGAGAUUUUUUCACGGAGUCCGUUGAAAGCAUAAUAGCACAUGUACGUGAUAUUCUUCGAAGCCCUCGGUCGAACGACAUUUCGACUAUUCUGAUGGUUGGUGGGUUUUCAGAAUCGCCACUUCUUCAAGAUAUGAUACGCCGAGCUUUCCCAGAGAAGACAUUAGUUAUCCCCCAUGACGCAGGAACAGCAGUGCUAAAAGGCGCCGUCAUGUAUGGCCAUCAGCCUAAGAUUGUGACAUCAAGGAUCAGCAAAUUUACAUAUGGAGUAAACUUCCACAGAGACUUUGACCCGAAAUUACAUCUCAAGGAAAAACGGGUUGUUAUUGACGGUGACGUUCUAUGCAAAGACAUAUUCCUGAAAUUUGUCAGAGUAGGCGAUACACUUAAACUAGGUGAGAAGAGAUCACACACCUUUAUCGAAACAUUUCAAAGCCCAGAGAGGAAGCGAAUGAUAGAGUAUUGCAACAUAUUUGCAUCAACUGAUCCAAAACCAAAUUAUAUUGAUGACGAGAAUUGUUGGAUGCUUGGUCGUGUCGCAAUGCUUCCACCAAAGAAUGGAUGGCCUGAUAAGAUAGAAGGUCGAAUUGAAAUGGUUUUUGGAAUGACCGAGUUCGAAGUAACAGUGUUUGAUGAAAUUUCUGGGCAACAAUUCAAUGCAAACUUUGAUCUGUUAAAGUGACAAUCACAAAUUGAAAGCAGAACAUAUCUACAAAGAAUAUGUUUACAGUUUUUCAGCAACCUUAGCUGAAGUGUCUUAAAUACAAUCAUUUGUCCGAUUUUCAGUACACUGACAUGCAAAUGAUGCAAAUGAUUACAAAGACCACGUUCUGAACAUUCUGCACACACACACUUAGUCAAUGUAGUGAAAAAUAAUAGUUUUCCGGAAUGUUUCGAAUGUUAGCGGAUUGUUCUUAUCAAAGCUUGGUGCAAACAGAAAUAAAUACUUUCUACCAUGGAAAGCUGGUCUUGGCUCCUAUCAACUACGGAUAUUCUCAAUAUUGAUGGAUAUCAGAGCAGAACAGUACACUAUUUAUUUCUUUGUCAAUUAUCAGCAGAUUUCUCUAGAAUUUUUAGAACACUGUUAUGAGCAGUCAACGGAGUGUGGUUCAGGUGAACCCCAUGCGUACAAAAUGCUUUUUUCAUAGAAAGCGUUGUACUUGAAACAGUGACAUGUUUACAAGACAUCUUAUAAAUUAACAAACAUUAGUUUUCUAAAAUACUAUAUUUUUUUGUUCUUUUUAUGCUCUUUAUUGCUUAUUAUAUAUAUGUCAUUUGUUCAUAAGAUGUGUUUUCAUACAAUUUACAUUUUUGUCAAAUCUCUUAAACUGAACACAAUACAGUGCUGAACGCUUAUCAUAUUCAACACAAGUACAUAAAAUGUAUAUUAUCAAAAUUUAUAGCUUGCUUUUGACCCGCAUUGUACAACUAUACACUGAAUUAAGAAUCCAUUACUUUUUAAAACUCCAAAUUAGCAUAAAGAUCAAAAAGUCGUUGGUGUAAUAAAUUGUAAGCAUUCAUUUUAGAAUAAUAUCAACGUUGAAUUAAUUACCGGUAUCUGUUAUUAAACCAAAAUCUCCAGCUCCUAAAAUCCGCUCAAACCGCUAUUUUCACUCCCUUCUAAAGAUAUAUGGGGAUAAGUACCCACUCGUAGAGAUAUAUUGCGAGAUUUUAUCUACGUCGCAAUGUUUGCUUAUGCUUGACUAUCUGGGCCAAUCUUGAAAAGGAACAAAACCCACUAGUCCAAAUACAGCACAAAAGCCGCAAUUUUCACAAAAGUUCAAACACCAUAUGCAGUUUAUUGUGUGUAAGACUUGCCUCUUUUUCCCUAUUUCCAUCCGGUUUUGCAAAGAAAUAAAGCAGCUUCACCUUUUGUUGAGACAUGAGCCUUUUUAUGUCAGAUUAUUUAACAAUUGUUUACAUAUGUUUUUAUUUUCACAAAGAAUUUCAUUUACUACAUGUACAUUAAUUUUAGUUUAACUAAUGUUAACCAGAUAUUUUCAACUCUUUGACUCAUUUAUCUGUAGGUUACAUAUCAUCUGUUAUUAAGUGAAACAGUAAGUUGGCAAGUACUGGUGUUGCCAAUGGACACAUACAAACUGUACUUGUUAAACCAAUUUUAAAUAGGUUAUAGAUCAAUUAUUGACUAUCUAAUGAAUUAAGUUACUGCGUUCACUUCACUUCGUUUCAUUUUCACAAAACCAAAACAUGUAUUUGAUCUAUAAUCUACUUUUAUUGCUUAUUGAGAAAUCAUUUUGUAGGAUUCAACACAGAACUGAUGGAGGGGUCCGCCCAUUCAUGUUAGAUAGACGUACAUGAUCGAACUAAGGUAAUUUAAUGUGUAGCAUGUUUUGAAGAUGAUUUUAAUCAGACUGUGUUGUUGUUUCUUUUUUCCAACCUUAGUA